GUAAACGUCACGACUUUCUGUGUUCCUACCGAAACGUCAUUCACACUUCCUUCACUGGCCAUUUUCUGAUCAUACGAGGUGGUAGUGAACAAUAAACGCACUGACUAACUAAAAACUGAAUAGGAAGGAUGACAGGCUAAAGGAGUAGCAACAAACCCAAGUAACUUCAUUUGACAAUAACAAGAAACUAACUGAUAAAGAAAGAAUGGCCAGUACCAGUCAUUCGGACAGUGCUGACAUGUGCUCAGUGACUGAGAGCCCGAUCAUUAUACAGCCCAAAUCUAUAGACAAUUCCGACAUCAACCAGAUUUCCAUUGACAGUGAUUUCUCUGAAGGAGAAGAAGAUUUAACACUAUCUCGUAAAGACGCUUCACAAAAAUCAGAGUCAGGAAAACUCUUGUUUACCAGGAGAUUCAGACGAUUCAGAAGCCACAAUGACGAGGACGAAGAUGACGAAGAUCUGAAGGUGACUCAUCACUCCAGGAUGGAGGACUUUUUGUCGGGGACCUGUAAGGCAGCGGAGCAGGCGGAGGAGUUUGUGAAGAAGGUGUGGGCGGCUGGAUGGAGGGUGGUGCACCACCACUCCCUCCCCGACUGGUUGCAGGACAACGACUUCCUUCACACCGGGCACCGCCCACCAACCAACUCUUUCCUCGUCUGUUUCAAAUCUAUAUUCAGAAUACACACAGAAACUGGAAACAUAUGGUCACAUUUACUAGGAAUGAUAGCUUUCAUUGGAAUAGCCAGCUACUUCCUGACCCGCCCCUCUGUGGAGGUCCAGUGGCAGGAGAAGGCGGUGUUCUCGGCUUUCUUUGCCGGCGCCAUUCUGUGUCUGGGAUUCUCCUGGAUAUUCCACACAGUAUUUUGUCACAGUGAAAGAAUUGGGAAACUCUUCAACAAGCUGGACUACUGUGGCAUAGCUUUACUGACGAUGGGAUCCUUCGUUCCUUGGCUUUACUAUAGUUUCUACUGUCGUCUCGGUCCAAAGAUCGCCUAUCUCGUCCUUAUAUUCAUCCUUGGUACUUGUUGCAUCGUCGUUUCCUUGUGGGAUAAAUUUGCAGAGCCAGAAUUUAGAGGAAUUCGUGCAGGCGUGUUUAUUGCCCUUGGUCUGAGUGGAGUUGUGCCGGCUAUGCACUACGUGAUCAUUGAGGGGUUCUACAAUGCCGUUAAUUUCGCGGCCUUGGGAUGGCUUUGUCUAAUGGCACUCCUAUACAUUGUUGGAGCACUGAUUUACGCAUUCAGAAUUCCAGAGCGAAUAUUCCCAGGGAAAUUUGAUAUUUGGUUCCAGAGUCAUCAGAUCUUCCACAUGUUUGUCCUGGCUGCAGCGUUGGUCCACUUUCAUGGAAUUUCAAAGAUCGCGAAUUAUAGACUAUCCCUAGGAGAGUGCUUAGAUAGCGAGUUAGUGGAAUACUAAUCGACCAAUAGAAACAUCCCAAAUUGUUACGUAGUGGACUCUGUGAUGACUUAAAGAAAACACCCUGGAUGGUGAUGUAGUGGACUCUUAAGUGACCGACAGAAACACACACAAUCCCACCCUGUUUCUGUGAUUGUCUCCAUCUUGGAUUUGUUGUUUGUAAUCGUGUGAUACAUGUAUUUAUAUCCAUUUAUAUCACAUUAAUAUAAUAUGCAUCAUGGUUAUAUCAUCUUAUCAUACAAUAGAUCAAUUUCACAUGUGUGAAAUUGGAGAGAAAAAAUCCUGUUGAAUAUUAUAUUGAUUAUUGAUUAAGAGCAAAUGCAAUUUAAAGAGAAAUGUUUACUUAGCAGAUAAAAAAAAAUAAUUUUUGUUUCUAAAUAACCAAGUCUUUCAUUACGAUUGAAGUACUGGUAUUGCAAUUAUAAUGCAAUACUUUGAUAUCAGGGAAUGAAAUAUUCUCAGUUUGUAGAUUAAUUAUUGUCAAGAUUUCCCUUUUUCCGUAAUCAGCUGUUUGAUAUCUGUACAUAUUGUUAUUCUAAUACUUACAUGUGAAAUUAUUUUAGUCAGAUUAUUUUUGUUAACAUCAUUUACAAAAGACUUGAAGUUUUUUUCAAUUUGUAUAAUUUUUUCACUUGUGCUUCAAAAACUGUGACCAUAUCAUUAUUUUGUUUUUCACGAUACUUAAAACCUGGGUGGGUGUUCUUUUGCUGUUAAGUUGAAUUUAUUAUAAUUAUAUUGUUUUUUUAUCUUGAAUUUUAUGUUAAUAGAGAGUUGAAAUCUCUUCAAUGCAAUUGCAUUGUUUAAAUCAAAUCAGGAGUAGGCUAUGGAAAUUUGGUCUUGCAUACAAAAAUCAACUCCAACAAAACCUGCUGAGAAAUAAACAUGCGAAGUACAGUCAUAAAUUGUGUAGCAAGGAAGUUCAGCUUUAAUUUAUCAUGAUAAAGCACAUGCAUUGGGGUUUUUUUUUCUUUGAAAAGACUGUCAUCAUUUUUUUGUGACAAUGUUGAAAUGGAAAACAAUAUUUUAAAUGUAUGAAAAUUUUAUUAGAGGUACAAUAAGUCAUAUGACUUUAGUUAUAUUUGUUGUAAACCUAACAUAUCUGUUAGCAGGAUUUCUCAGAUUAUUUUUUUUUUGGUCGCUGGUUUAAUUAUUUUGGACGCUUUUCUACAAAUACCUGUGGGUUAUUAUUUUGUUCAAAUGAUCAUGAUAUGUUUUCUGCUACUGUGCAUCACUCGAACUUGACUUUUAUUGUUUUCAUCUGAUUGGUUCACUUCUCUUUAAAUGACCAAUAUCUUCUUUAUCAAACAAAUCCCUUUAUUUGAAGUUUUGGAAUGUUUGUGCGUGGUGAAAAAGUCGGAAGUGAUACCAGUAAUUUGUCAUAUUGUUUUAUUUUAUUAGUAUCCGAUGUUAAACUUGUUGAAUAAAUUUUACUUCACACUA
Messenger RNA from Magallana angulata, 2854 nucleotides. Its product is annotated as adiponectin receptor protein-like. The coding region runs from base 206 to 1414 and encodes 402 amino acids. The record is from RefSeq and is a predicted model, not a curated record. Gene Ontology annotation, cellular component: plasma membrane. Gene Ontology annotation, molecular function: signaling receptor activity. Gene Ontology annotation, biological process: adiponectin-activated signaling pathway. NCBI's taxonomy places the organism in Eukaryota, Metazoa, Mollusca, Bivalvia, Ostreida, Ostreidae. The transcript has 7 exons.